Molecule: messenger RNA, 853 nt
Organism: Solanum pennellii
Lineage: Eukaryota; Viridiplantae; Streptophyta; Magnoliopsida; Solanales; Solanaceae
Exons: 3
Coding region: 200-418 (72 amino acids)
Source: RefSeq, a predicted model, not a curated record
GGGGAAAAGAUAAUGGUCCAUUUAGCAAACACCACCAAAAUUGUCAAUCGGGUCGGGUACAGCCAAUAGAGGAGAAGAGACCAUCGGGGCUGAAAAACCUUCAGUUCGCCGGCGAUUGUUAGUCGGAGAACCCUAUUUCCCCAGUUCCAUAGAUUUAUCUAGUUGUUAGAUACUUAAACAUCCUACUUUAUCUCACUUGAUGUCUCGGAAACGCAAUGUCAUUGUUGCCACAGGCUUGCUAGUCUUUGCAUCUGCUGGCUUAUCCUUUCCGUUUUACAUGGCGUCAAGAUCAUCAAGGGCAACUCCAGUCAUUGAUUCAUCAAAGCCAUUGCCACCCCAGGCGACAUUUCGUGGCCCUUACAUCAACACAGGAUCGCGUGAUAUUGGACCUGAUCAUCAAACAUACCCUAAGAAAUAACAUCUUUCUUGAUUAGAUAUUAGUUUUGCUAGUUAUUGAAGUCACUCUAGAUUUCCCCUUUUCUUUCUAUUCAAUGAAAAGAGAUAAUAAUGAGAGCCUGUUGAAACUGGCUCAGGAGAAAUUAGCAUGUUUGAAAGUGAUCCAGGAGCACCCUAGCUGGCCUGGACACCAUUGUUAUCGAAAACUCUGGAGGAAAUUUGAAUGUUUGAGAGUGAUCGAGGAGCGUCCUAUCUAGCUUGGACACUACUGUUUCAAGAAAAAUUGUUCUUCUUUUAGAGAUUUUCAGAUAUGUAACUGUGAUGUUGCUUUAUUGUUCAGAAACAACUAUAUGUAAUAUGCUGCGUGGAACGGGGCUAGAAUUUUCAGUAAGAAGUUUGAAAAUGAGGGUAAAAAGAAAGGGAAAAUUGAACUUUUUUUCUCCCCUCUUUUUAAUGA